Messenger RNA from Euleptes europaea (tarantolino), 2576 nucleotides. It is a transcript of the gene EXT1, whose product is annotated as exostosin glycosyltransferase 1. Lineage: Eukaryota; Metazoa; Chordata; Lepidosauria; Squamata; Sphaerodactylidae. The coding region runs from base 232 to 2472 and encodes 746 amino acids. Gene Ontology annotation, cellular component: membrane. The transcript has 11 exons. Gene Ontology annotation, molecular function: glycosyltransferase activity. The record is from RefSeq and is a predicted model, not a curated record.
CCCUCCAUUGUGCGAGCCAAAGAUGAAAGACAGGAGGGGAGAAAGUUAAAGAAAUCGCCCACAUGCGCUGCAUCAGUCCAAGGCUUUGGGAAAGGAAUAAAGAGAAGGUGGGAGAACAGUGUUUAAAGUCUUUGCAGGCGGGAAGAUGGCGGACUCAAGCUGAAAGUGUCGACUGGCCAACUUGGGCGAGCUUUGUGUUUAUUGGCGAGCCCCUCGACCCAGAUCGGACACAUGCAGGCCAAAAAACGCUAUUUCAUCCUGCUCUCCGCUGGCACCUUUGUGGUCUUCCUCUUCUACUUCGGGGGCGUGCAGUUCCGAGCGUCCAGAAACCAAAGCAGGCGAGAGCUCCGCAGUAGCAGGCAUGGGCUGCAGCACGCCGGCCCCGAGCGCUACUGGCCCCGAUUCCCGGACGCCCUGCGCCCCUUCGUUCCUUGGGACCAGCUGGAGAACGAGGACUACAACGUGCACACGUCCCCGCGGCAGAAGCGGGACGCCAACGCCAGCGUCUACAAGGGCAAGAGGUGCCGGAUGGAGUCCUGCUUCGAUUUCGCCCUCUGCAAGAAGAACGGCUUCAAGGUCUACGUCUACCCACAGCAGAAAGGGGAGAAGAUCGCCGAAAGUUACCAAAACAUCCUGGCGGCCAUCGAGGGCUCUCGGUUUUAUACCUCCGACCCGGGCCAGGCGUGCCUGUUUGUCCUGAGCUUGGAUACCUUAGACCGAGACCAGCUCUCCCCGCAGUACGUCCACAACCUGAGGUCCAAAGUGCAGAGUCUCCACUUGUGGAACAAUGGUAGGAACCAUUUAGUUUUUAAUUUAUAUUCCGGCACCUGGCCCGACUACACCGAAGACGUGGGGUUUGACAUCGGCCAGGCCAUGUUGGCCAAAGCUAGCAUCAGUACUGAAAACUUCCGGCCCAAGUUUGACAUUUCCAUCCCGCUCUUUUCUAAGGAUCACCCGAGGACAGGAGGGGAGAGGGGCUUCCUGAGGUUUAACACCAUUCCUCCGCUCAGGAAGUAUAUGUUGGUAUUCAAGGGGAAAAGGUACCUGACUGGGAUUGGGUCAGACACCAGGAAUGCCUUAUAUCAUGUCCAUAACGGAGAGGAUGUUCUUCUCUUGACCACUUGCAAGCAUGGUAAAGACUGGCAAAAGCACAAGGAUUCACGGUGCGAUCGAGACAACACCGAGUAUGAAAAGUAUGAUUAUCGUGAAAUGCUGCACAAUGCCACUUUCUGUCUGGUCCCCCGUGGCCGGAGGCUUGGAUCCUUCAGGUUCCUGGAGGCCCUGCAGGCUGCCUGCGUUCCUGUGAUGCUCAGCAACGGAUGGGAGUUGCCAUUCUCCGAAGUGAUUGAUUGGAAUCAAGCUGCCGUCAUAGGGGAUGAGAGAUUGUUAUUACAGAUCCCUUCUACAAUCAGGUCUAUCCAUCAGGAUAAAAUCCUAGCACUUAGACAGCAGACACAGUUCUUGUGGGAGGCUUAUUUUUCUUCAGUGGAGAAGAUUGUAUUGACCACACUAGAGAUUAUUCAAGACAGAAUCUUUAAGCACAUAUCACGCAACAGCUUAAUAUGGAAUAAACACCCCGGAGGGUUAUUUGUACUACCACAGUAUUCAUCAUAUCUAGGAGAUUUUCCUUACUAUUAUGCUAAUCUAGGUGUCAAGCCCCCACCCAAAUUCACCGCCGUUAUCCACGCAGUUACCCCUUUAGUUUCUCAGUCUCAACCUGUGCUGAAACUCCUGGUCGCUGUUGCCAAAUCCCAGUACUGCGCCCAGAUCAUUGUCUUAUGGAAUUGUGAUAAGCCCCUCCCUGCCAAGCACCGUUGGCCUGCCACUGCCGUGCCUGUCAUUGUCAUCGAAGGAGAAAGCAAGGUCAUGAGCAGUCGUUUCCUGCCCUAUGAGAACAUUGUCACUGACGCAGUUUUAAGCCUCGACGAGGAUACAGUGCUUUCAACCACUGAGGUGGAUUUUGCCUUUACGGUUUGGCAGAGCUUUCCGGAGAGAAUUGUGGGCUAUCCUGCCCGCAGCCAUUUUUGGGACAACACCAAGGAGAGGUGGGGCUACACAUCCAAAUGGACUAAUGACUAUUCCAUGGUAUUGACCGGAGCUGCUAUUUACCACAAAUAUUAUCACUACCUGUACACGCAUUACCUGCCUGCCAGCCUGAAGAACAUGGUGGACCAACUGGCUAAUUGUGAGGACAUUUUAAUGAAUUUCUUGGUGUCAGCUGUGACGAAAUUGCCUCCAAUCAAAGUAACGCAGAAGAAACAAUAUAAGGAGACCAUGAUGGGACAGACUUCCAGGGCUUCUCGUUGGGCCGACCCAGACCACUUUGCUCAGAGGCAGAGCUGCAUGAACACGUUUGCCAGCUGGUUUGGCUAUAUGCCGCUGAUCCAUUCUCAGAUGAGGCUCGACCCCGUGCUCUUUAAAGAUCAAGUCUCCAUCCUGAGGAAGAAAUAUCGAGACAUUGAACGACUCUGAGGAGCCCGGCUGCGGGUGGGGGAGAGGGGGGAGGUGGGGUGACCGGACUGUUCCCCCCAGCCCAGUGCAAAUCCACUGACUCUUGGAACCAGCCUGUACCCAGA